AUGUUCUUAACAAGAAGUGAAUAUGACCGUGGUGUUAGCACCUUUUCACCAGAAGGAAGAUUAUUCCAAGUGGAGUAUUCUCUUGAAGCAAUUAAAUUGGGAUCUACAGCCAUUGGGAUCCAGACAUCCGAGGGGGUGAUUUUGGGAGUUGAAAAAAGAGUCACUUCUUCUCUUUUGGAACACUCCUCCAUCGAGAAGAUAGCAGAGAUUGAUAAGCACAUUGGGUGUGCCAUGUCAGGUUUGACUGCAGACGCCAGAUCCAUGAUUGAUCACGCCAGAAUCUCCUCAUUGACCCACAACUUAUACUACGACGAGGAGAUCCAAGUGGAAAGCUUGACCCAAUCUGUGUGUGACUUGGCCUUAAGAUUCGGUGAAGGUGCUGGUGGUGAAAAGAGACUCAUGUCUAGACCCUUUGGUGUUGCAUUAUUAAUAGCUGGUAUUGACAAGGACAACGGGCCUCAAUUGUACCAUGCCGAGCCCUCAGGAACUUUCUACAGAUAUGAAGCCAAAGCAAUUGGUUCUGGUUCUGAAGGAGCCCAAGCUGAGUUGCAGAACGAAUACCACAAGUCUUUGACCUUGAAGGAAGCAGAAUUAUUGACCUUGAAGGUUUUAAAGCAAGUGAUGGAAGAGAAAUUGGACUGUAAAAACACGCAGUUGGCAAGCGUCACCAAAGAAGGUGGUUUCCAGAUAUAUAGUGAUGAGAAGACAGACGAAAUCAUCAAGCUCUUGAGCGAACAGCAAACCGAAACUGAUGAUAUUAAUACUGAUUAG
Dujonia railenensis is the source of this 771-nucleotide messenger RNA. The record is from the annotation of a GenBank genome assembly. Lineage: Eukaryota; Fungi; Ascomycota; Pichiomycetes; Serinales; Debaryomycetaceae.